Messenger RNA from Dreissena polymorpha, 422 nucleotides. RefSeq names its product U-scoloptoxin(16)-Er13a-like. The transcript has 3 exons. Lineage: Eukaryota; Metazoa; Mollusca; Bivalvia; Myida; Dreissenidae. The record is from RefSeq and is a predicted model, not a curated record. The coding region runs from base 103 to 372 and encodes 89 amino acids.
ACUGGCACAUACCACUAUACCGAUGUACGUUCGCCUGUUUGACCGACCCCUUUCUGCACUAAGUCAGAUUAUUCUCAGAGCUACAGGCGACAAGGCGGAACCAUGGCGACGAAAUUCUUCCUGCUACUGGCCCUCAUCGCGUGCACAUAUGCAAAUUUCUUUCAAACAGGCAAGUGCCCGGACAACCGCGGUGCCGGUGAGAGGUGGAACCCGGCCGGGACCUGCAUGGAGUGCUACUGUGAUCACCAGGGUUACGGCUGUGACAGCUGUCAGCCGCUGACGCCCAUCAUUGGCUGCUAUCCUGUGGAGUCCAGGGGCCUCGCCUACCCCGAGUGCUGCCCGCGUCUCGUCUGUCCUCCCAUCACGCCGUAAUCAUCUUUACUCGACUGUAUUCCAUAUUUUAAAUAAAUAUGUAUAACCAA